AUGGCUCCGAAGCCUCCACCAAUAGGACCCCCACCGCCGCCUGGUCCACCACCGCCUGGUCCACCACCACCUCCCGUGUUUGGUGGCGCCGCGAAAGGUGGAUCUUCUGACAAUAGAAGUGCAUUACUAAGCUCAAUUAGACAAGGAGCAAAGUUAAAAAAGACUGUUACUGUUGACAAAAGUGGACCUUACAUACCUGGCAAAGUUACUAGUGUUGCAAGAGGAAGUUCAACUGUUGGAAAUGGUGUUCAAAGUGGUGCACCGGUGCCAAAUGGAGGAGGUUCGAUUGGUCCUGGACUUGGAGGGUUAUUUGCUGGUGGAAUGCCAAAGCUAAGACCAACAGGGAAGUUAGCAGGUACAACUCUCAAUGGCCAAGUUAAAGCGGACGCUCCACGAUUUCCGGUACAAACAUCACAAACGCAACAGUCUCAGAGAUCUUCACCGGAGAAGAAUAAACCUGUUCUACCAUCACCUUUGCCUGGCAAUAAGCUGAGCGCCAUAUCAGCGGUGCUGAACGAAGCUAUGGCCUUGAGGGAGUCUUCACAAGAUUCUUCAAGGGAUAUCAGGGACUCUCCGAGGGAUCCUCCUCCAAAUCGGCCAGUGGUGAAACGGCAGCCGAGCGAAGUUAAAACUAGGGGACCUCCGCCACAACCACCAGUCCAAAAGCCUGCAAUGCCUUUGAGUUCAUCAGAUUCCGUGCUGACGACAGGGGCCGUGGUUGAGCGCGCUAAUAGCUUACAAAAUGCGGAGCAAAACCUGCCGCCUCAUGUCGCUUCCACGCUUCACCGCAACAAGAGCUCGCUUCAUUCCUCUUCGCAGUCCUCUCUUGGUGGCAGUAUGACGUCGCUGACGACCGCGCCGGCCGCGGCGCCGGCGGGCGCGAGCCUGGCGUCGCUGUCGACGUCGGACCUGACGGAGCGCGCGCGGCCGAGCCACGGCAAGCCCAACGUGGCGCCCAAGCCGCCGGCGCCCUCGCCGCCGCCCAAGAAGCUCGUGCUCAACGGCAGGGCCGCCGCGCGCGCGCAGAGCAUGCGGGUGCCCAGGUCGCCACCGGUGUCGCCGCCGUCGCCGCCGGGUGCACCUUCGCGGCCGCCGCAGCCGCCGCCCGCCAACCCGCACAUCGCCACCAAGAACCCCGCUUCGCACUUCGGUACGCUACGAGGCGUGCGCGCUCUGCGUCCGCCGGGCGUGUGUCCGCCGCCGCCGCCCGGCGCGCCGCCGCCGCCGCCGUCGCGCCACGCCUCGCUGGCGCCGCACCCGCCCCCGCCCCCGCCGCCGCACCACCCGCACCACCGCCACAACAGCAUAACGAGCACGACGAGCGGGGCGGGCGCGGCGGGCGAGGAGGCGGGCGCGCCGGCGCCGCCGGUGCGCGGCUCGUCCAUGCGCGCGCCCGAGCUGGAGGCGCGCUUCGCCGACUUGUUCCGGCCGCCCGCCGCCUUCCCCGCGCCCGACCCCUUCCUGCGCAUCGCCAAGGACUACAGCAGCGCCGCGCUCGCCGUGAAUAAAGCGCAAGCGCCUCUGCCGCCAUUGAAAGUUCCGCUGGAAGGCUGGUCGGGCACUUCUAGCGCUUGCUAG
Parnassius mnemosyne (clouded apollo) is the source of this 1578-nucleotide messenger RNA. The record is from the annotation of a GenBank genome assembly. NCBI's taxonomy places the organism in Eukaryota, Metazoa, Arthropoda, Insecta, Lepidoptera, Papilionidae.